This is a messenger RNA of Hippocampus zosterae (dwarf seahorse), 4421 nucleotides long. RefSeq names its product structural maintenance of chromosomes 5 (gene smc5). Gene Ontology annotation, biological process: double-strand break repair via homologous recombination. NCBI's taxonomy places the organism in Eukaryota, Metazoa, Chordata, Actinopteri, Syngnathiformes, Syngnathidae. Bases 116 to 3340 code for a protein of 1074 amino acids. The record is from RefSeq and is a predicted model, not a curated record. The transcript is spliced from 25 exons. Gene Ontology annotation, molecular function: ATP binding; ATP hydrolysis activity. Gene Ontology annotation, cellular component: Smc5-Smc6 complex.
CGCCUAUAAACAUCAAGCGAAGAAGAAAAUACGCGCUUCGCUGCAAAAUGUCAGCGGAGGUUCUCGGUUAGACAAUUGUCGAGUGGUGGCGGCUUGUCUUGUUUUCCUCGCAUUUAUGGCGAUUCCCCGGAAAAGAAUUCGAGACAGCCUUUCCGACCGAAGCUCACCGGCUAGCGUCCCCACGGGCAACAAGCCGAGUGAAGCCAACGAGGCUGGCUGUGCUUAUGUUGAGGGUGCCGUACUUCGCAUCACCAUGAAAAACUUCCUAACAUACGACCACACCGUGGUUCGUCCCGGUCCAAACCUGAACAUGGUUAUCGGAGCGAAUGGAACCGGCAAGUCCAGCAUUGUGUGCGCCAUCUGUCUCAGCCUGGCAGGCAAAACGGCUGUCCUGGAUCGAGACGACAAGAUCGGGGGCUACGUGAAAAAAGGAUGUGACCGAGGAUUUGUUGAAAUUGAACUUUUUAAGAGGGGUGGAAAUAUCAUAAUUAAUCGGGAGAUCCACGUGGAGAACAACCAGUCGGUCUGGAGGCUGAAUGGAAAAACUUGUAACCAGAAAACAGUUGAGGAGGAAGUCAAGGCUCUGCAAAUUCAAGUCAACAACCUUUGCCAGUUCCUGCCUCAGGAAAAAGUGGGGCAGUUUGCCAAAAUGUCCAAAAUCGAAUUGCUGGAGGCGACUGAGAAAUCCGUCGGUCCCCCGCAGCUGUACCAGUAUCACUGCGAGCUCAAAAGCUUUCGCACCAAAGAGAGAGAAAUGGAGAAUGCCAUCAAGGAGAGAACCAGCUACCUUGAGAAAUCCAAGCAGAGAUACGAGAGAAACAAACUUGAUGAGAAUCGCUAUUAUGAGAAGCAGAGACAUCUGGAUGUGAUUGAGUUGCUCGAGAAGAAGACACCCUGGGUGGAGUACGAAACCACCCGCAAGGAGCUCGAGGGUGUGAAGAAGGACCGAGACGAAGCAAAAAGGCAGCUCUCCGCUCUCAAGCAGUCCCAAGCGCCCAUGUUGAGCAAGCUCCGGGCCAUUGAAGAGCAGCUGAAGCCCAGCGAGGCACAAAUGAAGGCAAAGAAUGCUGCCAUCAAAGAAGCUUCCUUGAAAUGCAAACAAAAGCAAGAUCAGCUGGACGGUAUUCACAAAGAGAUCGAAGACAUAAAACAGUUGUUCAAAAUGAAGCAGACGGAAGAAGAAGAUCGCAGGAAGCGCGUCCAAAACGUCCAAUUGAUCAUCGAGGACUUGAAAGUCGCCCUGGCCGAAGUCGACAACCAACCCGACGUGGCGCCCAGGAUCGCCGAAGUCAACGGCGAGUUGAGGCGCAUCCAGCUGGAGAGGGGCAAAGUGGAAGAGGAGAAAAGCAGCCUGCGCCCCGAGAAGGACAACCUGUCUGCGGAGUUGAGAAUGUUGGACAAAAAGCUCAGCGACAUGAACAACAUGAUGACGGUAAAAGAGGAGAAGCUGCGCGGGCGCCACAGGGACACGCACACGGCUGUGCAGUGGCUCAGGCAGAACCGACACCUCUUCGCCGGGAAUGUCUGCGAGCCCCUGAUGCUCGUGAUCAACAUGAAAGAUCAUCGCUUUGCCAAGUACAUGGAGAACCACAUUUCCUUCAAUGACUUAAGGGCCUUUGUCUUCCAGAGGAAAGACGACAUGGAAAACUUCUUGACACAGGUGCGUGACAACAUGAACCUGAGAGUCAACGCCAUUAUCGCUCCAAAGGAGUCGUGCUCAAGGGCGACUCCGUCGAGGCACAUUGAGUCCCUGAGGCGUUUUGGGUUCUUCACCUAUCUGCGCGAAACCUUCGACGCCCCCGAUGAGGUGAUGAGUUACCUGUGCCAUCAGUAUAAAGUGCACGAGAUCCCCAUCGGCAACGAGCAGACGGAAGCCAUGAUCAAGACGGUGAUCGAGGAGCCCUACAUCAAGGUGCUGUACACAAGCGACCAGAAGUACACGGUAAAGAAGUCGGUCUACUCCAACGUGACCUCCACCAAAAACACGACGGUGUAUCCGCCCAAAUACCUCAGCAUCACGGUGGACGCCGAUCAGAAGCGGCAGCUGGAGCAGCAGAUGAAGAUUUGCCAGUCGAGGUUACGAGACAUUGAUGGGCAGAUGAACACGUUACAAAGUGAAGCGGCCGCGCUGGAUCGCCGUGAUAAUGAACUGUUGACAGAGAGGAAGACCCUCUUGGAAAUAAAGGGCAAAAAGAGACAGCUGGAGCAGAAAAUCAGCACCAAAGAGGACAGACUGAGGCAGCUGGAGCAAAGUGCGCUUGACCUGAAGAAGAUCGAGGCGGAGACAAAAAAGAAAAUAAUCGCUGUCAAUUCCCAGAAGACAUCCGUGGUCACUGCAUUAGUGACACAAAUGAAGGUGCGAGCCAAGCUGACCAUGGAGAAGGUGUACCUGGCUUUGGAGAUGGUGGGGCUGUCGGCCGAGAGGACCGAGCUGGAGAACAUUUGUCGAGAAGGCGCCAAUGGACUCAAAAGCGUGAAUCAAAAGUGCAGCCAGCUGGAAGAGAGUGCGGUCCAGAUGAAACAACGGUGCAAAGAGAUCAUGAAGAAAGCCAAGGAAGUCUGCAGGAUGCAGCCCGACGAGGCGUUACCCGAACACCUCCAUUGUGCUUUCAGUAAACUGCCCGACACGCUGGACGAGUUGGACGCCAUGUUGAAUGAAGAGCGAUCCAGAGCCGAGUGCUUUCUGGGAGUCAGUAAAAAGGUUGUGGAGGAGUGCAGCAAGCGGGAGCAGGAAAUCAAAGAGUUGGAGCAAGAGCUGAUGGAGAAGAACGCCGCCUUGACUGCUUUCAAACAGAGGAUGUCACAGGCGAAAGAAAAGUGGCUCAACCCCCUGAAACAGUUGGUGGAGCAAAUUAACGAGAAGUUCAGCGAUUUCUUCCGUGCCAUGAAGUGCGCCGGAGAAGUGGAUUUGCACUUUGACAACGAGGGGGAAUACGACAAGUACGGCAUCGUCAUUCGGGUCAAGUUCCACGAGAGCAGUCAGCUGCAUGAGCUGACGCAAUUCCAUCAGAGCGGAGGAGAGCGCAGCGUCUCCACCAUGUUGUACCUCAUGGCCCUGCAGGAACUCAACCGCUGUCCAUUCAGAGUGGUGGAUGAGAUCAACCAGGGCAUGGAUCCCGUCAACGAGAGGAGAGCCUUUGACAUUCUGGUCCGCACCGCCCGCAAAGAGAGAACGUCGCAGUACUUCUUCAUCACGCCCAAACUGCUGAAGAACCUCAACUAUGUCGAUGAGAUGACCAUCCUUUGCAUUCACAACGGCCCUCUCAUGCUCAGCUCCAGCGAGUGGGACGACGGGGCGUUCCUUCGCCGCGGUCGGCGGAAGAAGAAAGCUCAGGCUUGAUCGAGACCUCGCGUACUCCGCCACGAUGCGACCCGAUGACACGCCCCCCCCCCCCCCCCCCCCCCCACUGUGGCCUGGAGGACGGCUACUCCGUUCAUCCGAGGCAUCGUUAGCGAGACUUCAGCUCCCGUUUGGCGUACGCCCUACAGGGGGCGCUAAAAGCUAGUCGAGGGAGUGGAAAGUGGACUGUUUGCUUUGAGCGAGCUGUUGGUUGGAAGCGGGCCGACAUGCUACGGAGGGGGUGGGGGGGGGAGCUCGAGCUGAGAUUGGCAAAAAAGUGCAAGACAUUUCCGGGUGAAAUUCCAGGAUAAAUCUAAAAUGCACAAUCUUUACGGGUGAACUCCAUUUGACCUCUUUUGAACGCACCACUGUUGAACGUUUCUCUUCUUUUUGCACAAAUGACUGUCCGCUAACAAGGAGCGGUUUUCUUCCAUUUUGAUUUCUUUUUUUUAUGUGACACUUCAGUCUCACGCUCUCUUUUGCCGGCUUCUGAUGAUCAUGGUCCACUUUCCACACCAUAUGGGGGAUGGGUUGUUUGUUGUUUUGUUUACAAGUCCAACGAAUUCUUCUUUUAAUGCACAUAAUCAUUCACUCGAGUUCCCCCGCAAAAAAAAAAAAAAAUCAGCAGCCACCACUAGAUGGCAGUCGAGUUGUAGUCGCGCUUCCGCUGGGGCUCCUCGCGGCAUUCUAGAAAGCCGGAGGCGGACAAAUAUCGAACGCCAUCGAGAUGAACAUUCUGAGUGAGUUGAAUCUGGUGAAAACAUUUGACUAAGUGGGUUCUUGUCCAGCCGUUUCGCGUCUUCCUUGAAUUUAUACCCAAGACAGUCCUUUUGUACUGUUGUUGAGUUUGGAAAGUGGAUUUAAAAAAUGUUCGUACACAUGCGUUGGACAAAAUAGAACCAAAAAAAUCAAACAUGUUAAGGGUACGUAUGCACGUGCUCCGUCCAUAUAUUAAAUGGCUUUUUUUUGUCAUCCAAUGUGCCGCCCCCCGAUGAUGAGUUGUAAAUGUGGCCUCCUCCAGCAUUUAAGUUGCCUAUCCCGUUGUAGGCCAAUUGUCAAUAAAACCAGGUUUUUCAAACAA